AUGAAUUCUUAUGAAUGGUUAUAUGUCACUAAAAAUAUCAGUGGAUCACUUGCUGCUUGUCCUGCAAAAUGGCUUCAUCAUGGACCUUCGUGUUAUUAUAUCAGUACCGAUGAACUCGACUGGUCAACAGCAAGAGAUAUUUGCCAAGAAUUUGAAGGUGGUUACUUAGCUGAAGUAGAAACUAAAGACGAGUCCGAUUAUUUAGAAACUGUCACGCUACCAACGCAUAGAGGUUUUUGGUUAGGAGGAAAAGAUGAAGUUGAAGGACAUUGGAAAUGGAUGACCAGUGGCAAAGAUUUUACCUACACUGACUGGAGUCCUAAUGAACCAAAUGAUUUAAACCAUAAUGAGGAUUGUUUACAUUUAUUUCAAGCACGAAGUCAACAUUGGAAUGACAUAGAUUGUUCGAUCAAACAAAACUAUAUUUGUGAAACAAGAUAUAACAAUGGAGGACCAUUAAACCCAGAAAUGGGUUCAGCUGGCAAAAAAUGAUUAAAUGGCUAUGUUUAUAAUUAG
Mytilus californianus (California mussel) is the source of this 516-nucleotide messenger RNA. RefSeq names its product perlucin-like protein. The coding region runs from base 1 to 492 and encodes 163 amino acids. The transcript has 5 exons. Gene Ontology annotation, molecular function: signaling receptor activity. Lineage: Eukaryota; Metazoa; Mollusca; Bivalvia; Mytilida; Mytilidae. The record is from RefSeq and is a predicted model, not a curated record.